This is a messenger RNA of Empidonax traillii (willow flycatcher), 2110 nucleotides long. Its product is annotated as cytochrome P450 27C1. Gene Ontology annotation, biological process: cellular response to peptide hormone stimulus; cholesterol metabolic process; cortisol metabolic process. The transcript is spliced from 9 exons. Gene Ontology annotation, molecular function: iron ion binding; heme binding; monooxygenase activity. Bases 194 to 1843 code for a protein of 549 amino acids. Gene Ontology annotation, cellular component: mitochondrial inner membrane. The record is from RefSeq and is a predicted model, not a curated record. Lineage: Eukaryota; Metazoa; Chordata; Aves; Passeriformes; Tyrannidae.
CAUCCCAGACCCACCCCCCCCUUUCCAGCCCGAGGGGAGGGAGCCUUAACUAAUGGCCUAUGUAAACUGAUGCCCAUGCAGUAAGAGUUUGGAGAAGUGCUGCUUGUACAAGUUAAAGCAGGCACUGAAGAAAGACCAAGCAAAUAAAAACCAGCUGCAGGAGCAAAGUUGACUCUUCUGAAAUUGAAAGACCAUGUCCUUCUCUACCAGAGUUUUGACGAUGAAAUGCAAGCAGACGAUUGAAUCAGAGAGGAUGUACUUCCAGCGGGCGCUUUUUGCCAGCAGCAGGUUUCCCGGGCUGCCCAAGCUGUGCAGCAGCCUGGCUGUGCGGAACAGCCCGCGGGAAGAGGUGGCGAACAAAGGUGAGGGGAGCGGAACGGAGCUGCUGGAGCCCCCUCGGCACCGCCUGGGCAGGGUGAAGAGCCUGCACGAAAUGCCCGGACCCAGCACCCUCUACAACCUCUACGAGUUCUUCUGGAAGGACGGCUUCGGCCGCAUUCAUGAAAUCCAGCAAAAACACACUCAAGAAUACGGAAAGAUCUUCAAGUCUCACUUUGGUCCCCAGUUCGUUGUAUCCAUUGCAGAUCGAGACAUGGUUGCUCAAGUCCUGCGAGCAGAAGGUAGAGCACCACAAAGAGCUAACAUGGAAUCCUGGCAGGAGUACAGGGAUUUACGAGGGAGAGCCACAGGGCUUAUUUCUGCGGAGGGGGAGCAAUGGCUAAAAAUGAGAAGUGUCCUGAGGCAAAAAAUUCUGAAACCCGAAGAUGUGGCUUUUUACUCUGAAGGAGUCAAUGAAGUUAUCAAAGACUUAAUUAAAAGAAUCCACACCCUCAGAAGUCAAGAGGAGGAUGGGGAAACAAUAACCAAUGUUAACAAACUUUUCUUCAAGUACGCGAUGGAAGGUGUGGCGACUAUUCUGUAUGAAUGCCGUCUGGGCUGCCUAGAAAACAACAUCCCACAGCAGACUGUUGAAUAUAUUGAGGCUCUGGAGUUGAUGUUUAAUAUGUUUAAGAUCACUAUGUAUGCAGGUGCUAUGCCCAAGUGGCUUCGUCCUCUUAUUCCAAAACCCUGGAGAGAGUUCUGCAGAUCCUGGGAUGGACUCUUCAAAUUUAGUCAAAUCCAUGUUAACAACAAAUUGAAGGCCAUUCAGUCUCAGCUGGACCAAGGAAAACUAGUGAAUGGUGGGCUACUUACAUACCUCCUAGUGAGUAAGGAACUUACUUUGGAAGAGAUCUAUGCCAAUAUGACUGAAAUGCUUCUGGCAGGAGUGGACACAACUUCUUUUACUUUGUCCUGGGCAACAUACUUGUUGGCAAAGCACCCUGAUGUUCAGCAAUGUGUUUAUGAGGAAAUAGUCAGCAAGCUGGGCAAAGAUCAAAUUCCUGUUGCUCACGAUGUCCAGAAAUUGCCUUGGAUUAGAGCUGUGCUGAAAGAAACAUUGCGGUUAUAUCCAGUAUUGCCAGGAAAUGGAAGAGUGACCCAAAAAGACUUGAUCAUUGGAGGAUACUUUAUACCUAAAGGGACGCAGCUGGCACUUUGUCAUUACACUACUUCAUACAGCGAAGAAUAUUUCUCAAUGGCGAAUGAGUUCCGACCCCAGCGCUGGCUGAGGAAAGAUAACCUGGACAGAGUAGACAACUUUGGUUCCAUCCCCUUUGGCUAUGGCAUUCGGAGCUGUAUAGGGAAAAGAAUUGCAGAGCUGGAAAUUCAUCUUGCACUGAUUCAGUUACUUCAGAAUUUUGAGAUCAAAAUUUCUCCAAAAACUGAACCAGUUCAUGCCAAAACCCAUGGACUUUUGAUUCCUGGAAGCUCCAUCAAUAUGAGAUUUUCUGACAGAAAGUGAGACUCGGAUAUUUUGGAAAUACUUACACAAUUUUCAUAGAAACAGACUUGCAUCUUAGGGAUGUCUAAAUAUGCUUGUUGUCUGGUUUGUAGGUAUUUGGCAAAAUGAUGAAGUAUUAAGUUUUGCCUUAGUUGUAGCAGUAUGUAAGAGAAAUUAUCUCUCCUAUAAUAGUUAUUUACGCAUAUGGAAAUAUAUACUGAAAAAAUUCCUCCUUGCACCAGGAAUCUCCUCCUACCUGGAAAGACUUCUAGUAAUAACACAUGCAUU